Centruroides sculpturatus (bark scorpion) is the source of this 530-nucleotide messenger RNA. RefSeq names its product solute carrier family 25 member 35-like. Lineage: Eukaryota; Metazoa; Arthropoda; Arachnida; Scorpiones; Buthidae. The record is from RefSeq and is a predicted model, not a curated record. The coding region runs from base 123 to 530 and encodes 135 amino acids. The transcript has a single exon.
AUGUAACAGGUUCCGGUUCCGCUUGUGUCGGAACACGUUGUGUAUUCCUGCAGUCUUAUGUAGUUUAUGGAUUUAGGCCAAAAAAAAAUUCAAAUAAUUUACUUUUAGUUGAAUGAAAUAAAAUGGAAUUGUUGAUUGGAGGAGUUGCGGCGUGUUGUGCAGGAGUUGUAACAAAUCCUUUCGACGUUGUAAAGACACGAAUGCAACUUCAAGGAGAAUUAAGGCAACCCGGAAAAUAUAAAAUUCAUUAUAAAAAUAUUUUACACGCUUUCUAUGCAGUAUCAAAGGCCGAUGGAAUAUUGGCUUUGCAGAAAGGUCUAGUUCCCGCUUUAUGGUAUCAAUUUGUCAUGAAUGGUAUUAGAUUAGGAAUUUAUGAUAAUUUCGAGAAGAAAGAAUUAAUUGGUAAAUCUGGUGAAGUCAGUGCUAUUAAGAGUGUUGUCGCUGGUGCUGCUGCAGGCUCUAUCGGUGCCUUUUUUGGAAGUCCAUUUUAUAUGGUAAAUAUAAUCAGUCAUAGGUAUUAUACAAAGUAA